Messenger RNA from Cyprinus carpio (common carp), 1107 nucleotides. RefSeq names its product ferritin, heavy subunit-like. Gene Ontology annotation, biological process: intracellular iron ion homeostasis; iron ion transport. NCBI's taxonomy places the organism in Eukaryota, Metazoa, Chordata, Actinopteri, Cypriniformes, Cyprinidae. The record is from RefSeq and is a predicted model, not a curated record. Gene Ontology annotation, molecular function: ferric iron binding; ferrous iron binding. Gene Ontology annotation, cellular component: cytoplasm.
AACGUUACUCCUGCGGUACAGAGGACAGAGCCCGCAUUCAUAAUCGUUAGAGCCACGAGGACAGACUUAAGGUUACCUGCUUCAACAGUGCUUGAACGGCAACCGAUCUUCUGUCUUUUCGCCUUUCCAUCAAUCAACUCCUUCGAUUCUAGUCAGUUUGUUUUCGAUCAAAAUCUAAAAUUAGAUUUAAAGAAGCUUGCAUAAAAAAGAUUCUACGCGAUCCAACGUCGUAGACUCUCGGUGCGAAUAACGUAAAGCCGAUUUGAAGAAUCAUGAGCUCUCAGGUGAGACAGAACUUUGAGGAGGCCUGCGAAGCGGCCAUCAACCGUCAGAUCAACAUGGAGCUGUAUGCAUCCUACGUCUACCUUUCCAUGUCAUACUUCUUUGACCGAGAUGAUCAGGCCCUGCACAACUUUGCAAAGUUUUUCCGCCAUCAGUCCCACGAAGAGCGCGAACACGCUGAGAAACUGAUGAAGUUUCAGAACCAGAGGGGAGGGAGGAUCUUUCUGCAGGACGUGAAGAAACCAGAGAAGGAUGAGUGGGGAAGCGGUGUGGAAGCUCUUGAAUGCGCCCUGCAGUUGGAGAAGAGCGUCAAUCACUCCCUCCUGGAGCUGCAUAAGCUGGCCUCUCAGCACAACGACCCUCAUAUGUGCGAUUUCAUUGAGACACACUACUUGGACGAGCAGGUGAAAUCCAUCAAAGAACUGGGCGACUGGGUGACCAACCUGCGGCGCAUGGGCGCCCCCCAGAAUGGCAUGGCCGAGUACAUGUUCGACAAGCUCACACUUGGCAAAGAGAGCAGCUAAAUACUCAGCCCAUCUUUUCCUUUGCUGAUUAGUUUUGCUGUAUGAGUGUUUUUUUUCUCUGUAGGCCAUCAGACUCUAUAUUAUGUUGUUUGACUGACUGGUCAACCUGUGUGUCCAGUUAUUUAAGCAGAAAAACCUCUUCGCUUGUUUGACUCUGCCAUGCUUCGCUGUUUAAAGUUGCACUUCUCAUAAGCCAUUAAACUCUAUAUAUCUAGCUCGUUCACAGUUUGACCUGCCUGCAUGUGAUUUGUCAAUGAAAUUAUGCUCCAAACCAAUAAAAUAGAAACCUCUGGGAUCUGAA